AGGAAUCGACCCCGACAAGCCAUGUACGGAUCCAGAGGGAUCCGUCAUGACGCGUGGUAGACCAAAGGCCGAUUCCAAGAGCACCGAUGCUAGGCUGAGUAUCAGAGGAAGGAAAGCUGGGAAGAAAGAGAAGGAUCCAAACAAGCCCAAGAGGCCUCCUAGUGCUUUUUUCGUUUUCCUAGACGAAUUCAGGAAGCAGUUCAAUGAAGAAAAUCCUGGCAAUAAGUCCGUGGCUGCUGUGGGGAAAGCUGCUGGAAAUAAGUGGAAGUCUAUGUCUGAUGCUGAAAAGACACCUUAUGUGGCCAAGGCAGAGAACAAAAAGAAUGAAUACACCAAAAACAUGCGAACUUACAAUAUGAAGCUGGCCGGAGGAGCUAAUCCAUCAGAACGUCAUGAUUCUGUCAAGUCCAAGUCUGAAGUCAAUGAUGAAGAGGAGGAAGAGGCAAGUGGGGAGGGAGAAGAGGACGAAGAAUAGGAAACAGGUGGGAGACAAGAAGGGAGGCGGGCGUGGCUUCAUAGCAGUAGCUAGUUUCCUUAUCUUUCUGUUUGCAUCAAACUUGUCGGUUAACUAGAUUCGAUAACUUUCUCUGGCUGACAUUGGUGGUUGACUGUCUGAGAAUGUUACAUUCUUGUAGAAGAUCUGAUCUAUUUGGAAUUGUAUUUUGUUUUAUCGGUUC
Tarenaya hassleriana is the source of this 677-nucleotide messenger RNA. Its product is annotated as high mobility group B protein 4-like. The transcript has 8 exons. Lineage: Eukaryota; Viridiplantae; Streptophyta; Magnoliopsida; Brassicales; Cleomaceae. Bases 47 to 475 code for a protein of 142 amino acids. The record is from RefSeq and is a predicted model, not a curated record.